Molecule: messenger RNA, 1241 nt
Organism: Folsomia candida
Lineage: Eukaryota; Metazoa; Arthropoda; Collembola; Entomobryomorpha; Isotomidae
Product: zinc finger protein 816
Exons: 3
Coding region: 83-994 (303 amino acids)
Source: RefSeq, a predicted model, not a curated record
CUUCCAAAAUUUGGCUGUUGAGUUCUCAUUCUUGCCCUCUGGAAUUGAAAUUAUAAUUUUGAAGUAGUUUUACCAUUACCAAAUGGCUUCAAGCCAAGAAAAUAAGUGGAAAUGUAUUCAUUGUUCGUCAACGUUUAAAUACGAAGGUCAAUUGGAUCGUCAUCUCGUGACACACGACCCUAACACAAAAGUCAAAUGCAAGAUUUGUGGGAAGAUUUCAAAGAAUCCUGCCACCUUAUCUGCCCACGUGUCAUACAUGCACACCAACCGGAUCCAACCUGCUUGCAAUAUUUGUGACAAGCCGUUUUCGAACCUUGCCCAUUUACGGAGACACAUUGACACCGUCCACAGCAAGAAGGAACGACCUCGUUCACAUUGUGAAUUUCCUGGUUGUGAAAAAACCUACCUGGACAAGGAUGCUAUGUCGAAACACGUGAAAACUGAACAUGCCGAGAAUGCUGCCCGAUUUCCGUGUUCACUUUGUGGCAAAGAAUUUAAAAGCAGAGGGGACCUUGGACACCACAUUUCCACCCACACGACUGAGAAGCCUUUUAAGUGUACCACUUGUUGGAGGAGUUUCGCCUUAAGGAAAGGCUUGAAAACUCACGAGAUGACACACAUUCAAAAGUCUAGCAGAGAAACCUUCCAAUGUCAACUUUGUCUGCAGACCUUCAUCAUUAGAGGAAGCUUGCAGAGACACAUUCGGAUUGUUCAUGGAAAUCAGAGGAAUUAUCGGUGCUCAUUUUGCGACAAGAGUUUCGCAAGUGCCUCAGGUUUGAAGCGUCACGUGGAAGCGAGACACACGGAUAAGAAGGUCAAGAUUUAUGCCUGCGACAAUUGCGAGUACAAGAGUCACUCAAAAGGCAAUUUAGCUCAACACGCGAGACGUCACAAUGUCUCGAAUCGAAUGGAUUGUUACUUCUGUGGAGAACGGUUUGUAUAUUUCCAAGCAUUAGCCAGGCACUGUAGUCGAAUUCAUACUCUAGAGAAGUAAAAAUGUAAUUGACAGCAAUUUCCCGAUGAAAUCUGUUCCCGGUUUUAAAAUUAUGUGUACUCUUGUUACCUGUAGUUGUAGUAAUUUGUGAAGCGUUGUUUUGAUAAUUGAUGACUAACUUAUAUUUUAUUACCCUGCGUUUCAAUGAGCGAUGAGAAUUUUUUUUCGACAAAUUGUUUUAUCCAUUUCCAAACUUGUAAUAAAUAAAAUACAAGAAUGUUGACUAAAAAUGAUUACAAUUACUUAC